AUGAGUAUUGUAAUUGCGGUCGCGUUUGCCUGCCUUAUCCUCCUAUCCCUCUACCUCUUCAUCUAUCAACAAUCUCCCUCCCUCCCCCUUCCCCCUGGACCCAAAGGCAAGCCUAUCGUCGGGAAUCUAUCUGACCUUCCACCGCAAAAUUCCCCAGAAUGGCAGCACUGGAUGAAACACAAAGAGCGUUACGGCCCAAUAACCUCCGUGACCAUCCUCGGCCAACCCAUCAUCAUCCUUCACGAUGCGCACAUAGCCACUGAACUUCUCGAAAAGCGCUCCCUCAAGUACUCCUCCCGACCACGAUCAGUCUUCGUCGGUGAAAUGAUAGGAUGGAACGACACCCUCGCCAUGCAACCAUACAAUACACGCUGCCGCUUAUACCGUAAAGCCCUGCACCAGUUCCUAGGAACCAAAAGCCUAGUAUCGAAGUUCAAUUCGCUACAGGAGCUCGAAGCGAGACGGCUGUUACGUCGUAUGUUAGAUGAUCCCGGGGAGUGGGUGCAGCAUUUGAAGACGGAAGCUGGCGCCAUCAUCCUCAAAAUUGGGUACGGAUACGACAUCAACCCGCACGGGAGUGAUCAUUUAGUCGAUUUGGCAGACGACUCGAUGGAGACAUUCUCCGCAGUGCUGAAUCAGACGUGGUUGGUGGACUUGGUUCCUGGUUUGAAAUACCUGGCCCCCUGGCUCCCCUUCUCCUUCCAAAAGAAGGCCCAGUCCUGGCAUACCCAGCUCCUCACUACCAUCGAGACGCCGUACCGGAUGGUACAGGAGCAGAUGGUAUCCGGAACAGCGCCUCCAUCUUACCUGCGCAACCUCCUCCGGGAGGAGGAUACUAAGAAGGAAAAGUCAGUCUCAGCAGAGGAAAAAUUCACAGCCAAGUGGACAGCGGGGUCAAUGUACCUCGCUGGAGCUGAUACAACAGUAUCAACCCUCACCACCUUCAUCCUCAGCAUGGCCCUAAACCCCCACAUACAAGCCAAAGCGCAAGCCGAACUCGACACCAUUUUAGGUCCUUACACCCUCCCCAAAUUCUCCGACAGAGAUAAGCUACCCUACAUCAACGCCAUCGUGAAAGAAUCCAUGCGGUGGCAUCCCGUUGCUCCGAUGGGAUUACCGCAUCUGUGCGAGGAGGGGGAUGUGUAUGAUGGGUAUUCCAUUCCCAAAGGGGCGGUGGUGAUGGGUAAUAUAUGGGCAAUAACCCACGAUCCAAACAUCUACCCUCAUCCGGAGAUAUUCGAUCCGGAGAGGUUCCUAGGUGAGAACCCCCAGCCGGAUCCGUCGGGAUGGGUGUUUGGGUUCGGGAGGAGAGUGUGUCCCGGACGGUGGUUGGCGGAUGCGAGUGCUUUUGUGACGGUUGGGAUGGUAUUAAGUGCUUUGAGGAUUUCGCUGGAGGGUGAGGGGGGAGAGGUGAGGUUUACGCCUGGGGCGGUCAGUCAUCCUGUUUUGGAUGGGGUAAGGGUGCAAGCGAGGAGUCAGAGGCAUGAGGAGGUUAUCAGGGAGGUUAGUGUUGGUGUAUAG
Aspergillus tubingensis is the source of this 1521-nucleotide messenger RNA. RefSeq names its product cytochrome P450. The coding region runs from base 1 to 1521 and encodes 506 amino acids. The record is from RefSeq and is a predicted model, not a curated record. Gene Ontology annotation, molecular function: heme binding; oxidoreductase activity, acting on paired donors, with incorporation or reduction of molecular oxygen; iron ion binding. The transcript has 7 exons. NCBI's taxonomy places the organism in Eukaryota, Fungi, Ascomycota, Eurotiomycetes, Eurotiales, Aspergillaceae.